Physcomitrium patens is the source of this 2511-nucleotide messenger RNA. The record is from RefSeq and is a predicted model, not a curated record. Lineage: Eukaryota; Viridiplantae; Streptophyta; Bryopsida; Funariales; Funariaceae.
GGAAGUCCCUCUCCAUCGGUUUGAGGCAUAUAGAGUCCUUCCAGGCUUGGGUCUGUCACUGUGUGAUAUUGUGGUGCUUGCUGUGCUGUGUGUCGGAAACCCUAUCUGAGUGUGGAGCGCGGGUGUGUGUCGGUCGCUGUAAGGAGGGGUUUGAGUUUAGAGUGACCGUGGUAAAGGGAGUUCGACGAUGUCUGGGCGUGGCAAAGGAGGGAAGGGGCUUGGGAAGGGUGGCGCGAAGCGUCAUCGGAAAGUGUUGCGUGAUAACAUCCAGGGUAUCACGAAGCCUGCGAUCCGGCGUCUGGCUCGUCGUGGAGGAGUGAAGCGUAUCAGUGGGCUGAUUUACGAGGAGACUCGCGGCGUGCUGAAGAUAUUUUUGGAGAAUGUGAUCAGGGACGCGGUGACGUACACGGAGCACGCUCGGCGGAAGACGGUGACGGCGAUGGAUGUGGUGUAUGCGUUGAAGAGGCAGGGGCGGACGCUUUACGGGUUCGGAGGGUAGAGCGGAAGGGCGGGCCGGGGGUGGCUCAAAAUCGACGGUGUUCUUGAACACCACCUCUUUGUGGAAUGAGGGAUCUCCGGUUGGGUUCUGGUGUGUGUGUGUGUGGGGGGGGGUGUUGCGUGGUUGUUUUUGGGAUGAACAGUGGGUAUGGGAGCGUGGUGUGCAUGGUGCGUUGUCCGUUUUGAUGUUGUGUUUUUGCAAUGUGUGAGAGAGGGUGGUAGUGUAGGGGGCACCUCGUGGCAGUGAUGAGACAUAUUGUCCGUACCAUUUGAGGCGAAAGCUAUGCUGAAUGGCAAGAUCUGAAGCUUCGAGGUGUAGGGUUGUAGCGAUGUGAUGGUGAAGGCGUGGAUGCGUUCGGCAGGAGUUUGGAGCGAGAGCGUGUUGCGUGUUUAGGCGUGUUGUGUGGGAAGAUGUGGAGGCAUGGUGAGUGAUAGUUUGUGUGACAUGUUUGUGAUGGAGUAAAUAUCGUACGUUGUUUUCCCCGCAGCAAUGGAUGACAGGUAGAGAGUAGAGGAUAGGGGGUAAAUUGCAUGCAAUUGGUAACUUGAUAAGAGAAAGAUGAUAGCGAUGGAACGGAAUGGGAGUUCGCAGCUGCAGGGCAGCGUCCGAAAUUGGUGCGAGACGAGAGCGUGCGAUAACUGUGAUCCGGCAUGUGAUAUCACGCGAAGAGAAACUUGGCAGGGCGUGGUAACACAUUCGGAGGGUAGGGUCGGUAGACGGGAGUAGUACCGUGACGCGGCUUAGAUGUGUAUCGGCGGCGGCGGAUUGGGAAGUCGUCCGCAUCCGUUGUAGUCUAGAUGGUUGGGAUAUUCGGCUCUCACCCGAGCGACCCGGGUUCGAGUCCCGGCAACGGAAGCUCCCGAGUGAUAAAAUGGACUACACAUGGUUUUUUCCUCUUUUUCAGGUCAGCACUUUGACGUCGUCGCAGUCGUCCCUGCCGAGAAUCGAAGCCAGGGAGUGUCCCCCUAUGAUGGAUAAAACAAGUCCAAUUCACUCGCAGAUGGAGAGUUUAUUUAAUCUAGUGAUUUAAUUUAAGUUGUAAUUGUUGAUGUACAUGCGAAAUUAGAUUUUCUCUAGUAUCAUUUGGAUAUUAACUAGUGGUAACACGUGGUACAGUUGUUGGAUAUUUUGAACAAUAUUUCUGGUGGACACUGUAUGGUCGUGCAUUCAACCAAGUGCAAAUUUGCCAUACAGGUAGACCAUGACACUAGUGCGAUAAGAGUGUUCGAGUGCAGGAGUAUUUCAAACAGAGCAAGUUCAAACACAAUGUAAUACGGUGAUGUUACGAUACUGGUGAUUUUCUGCUGAUGACAUCAAAGACGUUAGCUUAUUGCCAGCUCUUGGACCUUCAAACAUAUCAGUCUCAUAUUAUUGUUGGGAGAGCUUAAUGGCUUGCCCCUCACAGAACCAGCCUGUGCAAUUUAAACAUUGGAUCUGGAGUAGCCGUGCUGCGGACGCUGCUGCCAUUGGUGAGUUCAAUUGUUGUGAAGUCCAAAUUUUUCUUCAUUGAUUCCUUUUGUAGCUCAUUCUGAGAUUGCAGAGCGAGUUGGCAGAGCAAAGCGAAGAGCGAGAUCGCGGCAGAGCAAUUCCGAAAUGACGGCGAUAAGUUCUCGACUAGGUCUCGCCACAUUGUGUUGCGAUUCAUAACACCAAACUCCCUUCAUAUCAGUUUUCUGCAGUCGGUUUCAGAUUCAUAGUUCUUAGGACUAUUAGUCAGCCAACACUGUAGGUUACACACCAAGUAGAAACAUGGCCAAUUCACUCCCCCGAACUUGAGAUUUGGUAUCCCAAAUUGCACCAGAGUAGGGCACUGCUCUCCAGUAUGGGAGUAGUGCUCGAACAACCAAUCUACACCUCAUACACUUAGUGAUCUAAAACAGAUAAGAGCCCCUUUAUCCAAUAUGGCUCCAAAGGUAGCACCAUUGGUCAGAUACUUGUGCACUUGAAAACCUGAAGCCUUCCGGCAAAGGACAAUGCAGUACAGUCAAAGUGCAAUCUUCUCUACCGAACAA